Messenger RNA from Dictyostelium discoideum AX4, 699 nucleotides. RefSeq lists its product as hypothetical. Bases 1 to 699 code for a protein of 232 amino acids. The record is from RefSeq and is a predicted model, not a curated record. The transcript has a single exon. Lineage: Eukaryota; Evosea; Eumycetozoa; Dictyosteliales; Dictyosteliaceae.
AUGAGCGAUGAUAUUAGUUCAAUAAAAAAAGAAUUUGAGGCUUAUUGCCCUAUAUGUUAUAAUGAAUAUGAUAAAGAUAUAACAAAAACAUCAAGGUUACCUUUUUCGUUAACCUUGUGUGGACAUACUUUUCAUAAAGAAUGUAUAAUGAAGUGGUUUGAAAGUGGAAAAUUAAUUUGUGCAAUUUGCAGAAAGGACUACUCAGAUUUUGAUGCAACUUCAAUUUUAUCCUUAAAUCAAGAUCAUUUAAAAUAUUUGCAAGAAAUUAAAAAUGAUAAUUCACCUUCGAUUUCCCCAAUAUUAAUAAAUUAUGAAAAUCCCUCAAUUAUCCAUCAACAACCUGACAAUAAUAAUAACAACGACAACAACGAAAAUAAUAAUAAUAAUAAUAAUAUUAAUAAUAAUAAUAAUAAUAAUAAUAAUAAUAAUAAUAAUAAUAAUAAUAAUAAUAAUAAUAAUAAUAAUAAUAAUAAUAAUAAUAAUAAUAAUAAUAAUAAUAAUAGUAUGAAUCACAAUGUUGAAAUUUUUGAAAAUAAUGUACCUAUUAACAGAUUAAAAAAAAUAAAAAGCAAAUUAAAGUUAAGUUUUUGCCCUCCAUACUGUAAUAUAUGCGAAGUUAUUGUUAAUACCGUAUUAAGUUUAUUUAUUAUUGGCUCACUUGGUUUAUUGGGGUACUGCAUUUAUCUUUUAAUAAAAUAA